Messenger RNA from Ostrea edulis (European flat oyster), 4062 nucleotides. RefSeq lists its product as uncharacterized. Gene Ontology annotation, cellular component: nucleus. Lineage: Eukaryota; Metazoa; Mollusca; Bivalvia; Ostreida; Ostreidae. Gene Ontology annotation, biological process: regulation of transcription by RNA polymerase II. Gene Ontology annotation, molecular function: sequence-specific DNA binding; DNA-binding transcription factor activity, RNA polymerase II-specific. The transcript has 4 exons. The record is from RefSeq and is a predicted model, not a curated record. Bases 157 to 1938 code for a protein of 593 amino acids.
GAACUAUGUUUAUUCGCGGAGUAAUCACAUCUACUUAUGUAGUGUGCACUUUGCCGAGUAUGAACAAUCAGCGACUAAAGAGAUUACACCGAAUUUACCGUAAUAGGUCAAUUGACUGUUGAUUGAAACUUGAAUCACAGGAUGUAAAUUAUCAAGAUGAAGCGAAAAUUGGAGGGGGUGGAUUCCUCUCCGACGACGUCAGAUGCAGAGAAUAGCUGUAGUUCCGUUAUCACAAACAGCAGCUCCGAUGUUCCACUGGACAGCUUACAGGGUCUUUCCUCCAAGAGGAAGAAAACGAAAAAGUCUGUCAAGUUCACAGGGGUUACUGUGUUUUACUUCCCCCGGAUCCAGGGUUUUACCUGCAUCCCUAGUGAAGGGGGAUCGACUCUGGGAAUGUCAGACAAGCACCUGUACAAAAAAGACUUCUCUCUGUCGGAACACUUCUUGGAACAAAAGAGAAUUCACAAAUUAUACUUGGAGGAGCAGAGACGGCAGGGGAAGAUAAUUCCAGACUUUCUUAUGGAAGACCAAAGCAGUGAUGAAGAUGACUCGGAUUUCGAAGACGCUGAUGAGUAUUAUUUCCUGCAGCCAUUGACUGUAAAGCAGCGACGAAUAACUCUAAGGCAGUCAGGUGUGAAAAAAAUUGAUGGCACAGAGAAAGAUUACUGCAAGAAAGUGAGAAUUUCUCGUGAAUUUUGUGGUUGUGAUUGCAAUAUUUUUUGUGAUCCUGAGAGUUGUGCAUGCAGCCUGGCUGGCAUUAACUGUCAGGUGGACAGACAGUCAUUUCCUUGUGGUUGUUCGAAAGAGGGGUGUGGCAAUCCUGUGGGUCGUAUAGAAUUUAAUCCUCUUAGGGUAAAGACUCAUUUCAUUCAUACUAAAAUGAGACUCGAACUCGAAAGGCAGGAUACAGAUAUUCCUAUCACAGGGAAGAUGGAACAUUGUUGUGCGAAGGAAAGCCAGAAAAGUCUUGCGGAGACUGACAUAUCGGUUGAAAAUGACACCAAGAGAGUCAUUGAUUUGAGUGAAUUUAAUAGUAACGAGCUUGGAAGUUGUCGCGAUUGUCAGAAUUGGGAAGUAUGCAAUGUCAUGAUGCAGGAAGUGGAGAAUGCGGAGGCGGAACAGCAGAGAGCUGUCAUGAACAUCUACAGCAAUGCCACACAGCCGAUGACCGAAAUCUCCAGCACUCUGCCAAACGGUGUUGUACUUUUCAAUGACAAUAGAGAAGAACUCUAUCAUUCUGAGAAUGGCCCAUCUUACUACCCAUAUAAACAAGGGGGAGGCUACCCAGCAAACCAAGCCUGUCCUAAUGAUAAUACGCAAAAUUAUGUUGAGAGAACAGACUUCCCUAAAACCUAUCAAAAUCUAUCAUCAUUUGAGAAUCCUGCUGGCUGCAGUGGAGCAGAAUACUGUGACAGUGAAGGCAAAACCAAAUCAUCGUAUCAACAAACUAGCCAUUAUUACCCGAAGUUCCAUAAUGCUGUGAACCCCACCAACCUUGAUUACAAACUUGAUUCAUCUUACCCCGACAUACAACAUUUCGAAUGGGAGCAACAUAAACUGAUGCAAAAUCAGGAGCAGCCGAAUUCUUCAAACCAGAGCACCUUCAGUUACACGACCAUGACCAACACCACCAGUGACAAAAUUGCUGCGGCUUGUCCGGGCAUUUCUUCGCACAUCAGUAGCAACAACAACUUAGAUCGCUGUUCCACACCCAUCGGUGGAUAUUCUGAGGGCUACAAUUGUGAGACCAAUGCUGUUACUGGUAAGACAUAUUUGAACCUUGACGGUUCCAUGGCCUCCCAGGAUAUGAAAGUAGACCCCAUCACGUCGAUUACGCAGUCCCACUCCGGACUUAUGGAAAUAAAUUGUCAGGCAGGAGGGAGUUCCAAUUUUGGUGAAAUUAUCAAAGAGUCCCUUGUAGAAACAGUGUCAGCUUGAAGAUUUUUUUUUUUUUUUUCGUGGAGAAAAUAUGCCCCUAAGUUUUUCAGUGGUACUGAAUUUUGUCUGUUUAGAAAUUAACACUGUGCCAGUAUAGUGCUUCAUGUAUUUAGUAGAAAAAUACAUGUUCAUGUAAUAGAGUUUUUGCAGUUCGCAAAGUUUUAUUGAUCUCCUCUCAAAACGUACUUUAUCAUUUUUCUAUUGUCUACUUAAAUUUUAUCUCCUGAAUGAACAUGGUGGAACCAUUUCAUGCUGCUCUCAUAGAAUGUUUUGGUCAUAUUUCAUAUUUUGUAUUUCUUGUUCAUGUAUAUGUGUAUAUAUUGGUGUUUGUACAAUGUUUGUUGAAAGUAGUUUAAGAAAGUGUGGAAAAUUUCUAAGUCAUGGUAUGAUAUGCAUUUAUUUUUAUUUUUAAAUAGAUAUACAUAUAUUUUGUAGAUUGAAAGUACAAUCUGCAAUAAAAUGGUUGUAUUUUUAGUAUAUAUGUGUUGAAUCGAGUUGAAGAUGUAUACAUUGAAAUUUUUUUGAGUAUUUCUUUAAUCUUUUACUUAUGCAUAUUAAGUACAGUAGUAUUUGUACAGUGCAUUUAGUUUGACUUGUAAUAUAGAUGCUAUGAGUUGUUUUAAUAUACAGAAGCGUUUAAUUUUUUGAUGAACAAAUCUUCCUUAGCUUUAAUUAUGCAUGACAGAUUUGUUAUUACAAAGUAGAUAUACAUAUAUUCCUAUAGGGCGUGCUACCAAUUCCUUUGCCUCAUCUUGUGUAUUUACCUAUACUGCUUCAAAUUUUCCUCCAAAUGAAAGUAUUCGGUGUACUUAUGAAUUUCUAUGUCCAUUUAAAGCACUGUCUUGUCACAAUGUUUAGUACCGGUAAUAUGAAAUUCAUGACAAUACUGUCCAAAUUCAUCAAAAUAUAUUGCUUUCUCUUCUUUUUUGUGCAUUGGCUUUUGAAAGGUAAAUCUCUUGAUUUUCAAUUCCAACAUUGUAAUGAUCAAAGGGUGUUGACUGCUGCUAAGCACUUGCUUACAUAUUAGAAUCUCGAAACCUCCCCUCCACAACUGUAUGUUGCAAUAAGCAAUAGACUUAUCAAGUAUAAACCAUGUACAAUUUUUAUUUUUGUAUGCAUUUCCUUAGUACUAAAAUUAUGAAGUUUUCUUGUAGGAAAGAAGUUGAAGUCUUUCUGUAACAAUUUGAACGCAGGCAGAUGAUAGGUUAGGUAAUCGUGGUUCACAGGCUUUAAUUCAAAUAAUGAACACUUUCUCAGCUCAUUUUAUCAGAGAUAUUUAAAGGAGUGCCAUAUCACACUGUUAUUUUUCUCACUGUUUGAAAUGGCUUUAAUACAUGUUAUGAAAGUAUUAUUCACUGGGGUUAGUUUUGAAUAAGAAACAAACUGAACUGUCUUCAGUAGCUUUAUGUAAUGGUACAUCAAAUUUUGUGUCAAAGAUACAAAAAUAAUCUGCAUAAGUGGUUCUCAAGGAAAAAUUUUAUCUUUUUUUUUUUUGCGGGAGGGGUGUUUACAUGAACAGUGAACAUGUAUCAUAUUAAUGGUUUGAGAAUCGAUGAGUAUAUCCCUGGAGAGUGGAAUAAAUGACCUGCUGGGAGUUUCUGCUGGAAAACUUGCAAAGUUUAAUGAUUAUAGAAAUGUUUUACUUUUGAGCGAAAUACAAAUUCAUUUCUGAGUACAAGUUCCAAUACAUGCAAGGACUAUAUGCAUUUAGAAUAUGACCAAACAACUCAAUUAUCAACAAGCAUCUUUUGUAGCCUCUUGAAAUUAUUUUGAUUGUUUCAUGUGUGUAUUCAUUUACAAAGAACAAUGGGCAAUGCAAUAUUAUAUUUGUAUCUCUAGUACCGCAUUUUUAUCUGUUAUUUUCAAACCAAAGCUAGAGAUAAAUGUUGACUUUUUGGUGCUCGCUUGAAUUCAUCGUCUCUCCAAACAAAUAUCAUGAACGUUAUCUUGGAAAUGCUUUCUCUAUUUCUGUUUCUUGGUACAUUAUUGAAGUAUGUUUCAUGGAUAAAUAUUUUAUAUAUAUAUAUUGUAAUGUGAUGCCUCUUUAUACAAAUUAUUUGCAUUGUAAUGUGUAAGUGUUAUAUGUACAAAAAGUGCAUGUGCAAUAAACAACAAAAUGCUGUU